Messenger RNA from Bombina bombina (fire-bellied toad), 1876 nucleotides. It is a transcript of the gene SNAP25, whose product is annotated as synaptosome associated protein 25. The transcript is spliced from 8 exons. NCBI's taxonomy places the organism in Eukaryota, Metazoa, Chordata, Amphibia, Anura, Bombinatoridae. Gene Ontology annotation, cellular component: synaptobrevin 2-SNAP-25-syntaxin-1a-complexin I complex; plasma membrane. Gene Ontology annotation, biological process: synaptic vesicle fusion to presynaptic active zone membrane; synaptic vesicle priming; exocytosis. The coding region runs from base 144 to 764 and encodes 206 amino acids. Gene Ontology annotation, molecular function: SNAP receptor activity; voltage-gated potassium channel activity; syntaxin-1 binding. The record is from RefSeq and is a predicted model, not a curated record.
UGAAAGCUGGUGCAUGAGAGAGAGGAAUACAGGAUCUGCUGGGGAUAGGGAAUCUGACUACACCAGCUGAAUCUGGUUCCACUCUAUUCACGGUCCGUGGAACCGUUUGAACUUCCCUAUCCCAUAACACACAUCAAGCCACCAUGGCCGAAGAUGCUGAUAUGCGCAAUGAGCUUGAAGAAAUGCAACGGCGUGCAGACCAGCUGGCCGAUGAGUCACUGGAAAGCACUCGCCGGAUGCUUCAAUAUGUUGAAGGGAGUAAAGAUGCUGGUAUCAGAACACUGGUUAUGUUGGAUGAACAAGGAGAACAACUGGAACGCAUCGAAGAGGGAAUGGAACAAAUCAAUAAGGACAUGAAAGAAGCAGAAAAGAAUUUGACGGACCUAGGAAAAUUCUGUGGUCUAUGUGUCUGUCCAUGUAACAAGCUUAAGUCAAGUGAUGCUUACAAAAAAGCUUGGGGCAAUAACCAAGAUGGUGUUGUGGCAAGCCAGCCUGCCCGUGUUGUGGAUGAACGUGAACAGAUGGCUAUUAGCGGUGGUUUUGUCCGUAGAGUAACAAACGAUGCUCGAGAAACAGAAAUGGAUGAGAAUCUUGAACAAGUCAGUGGUAUAAUUGGAAACCUCCGUCACAUGGCUCUUGAUAUGGGCAAUGAGAUUGACACACAAAAUCGCCAGAUUGAUAGGAUCAUGGAGAAGGCUGAUUCCAACAAAGCCAGGAUUGAUGAGGCCAAUCAACGUGCAACAAAGAUGCUUGGCAGUGGUUAGAGCCAAAAAAGUGUAUUUUCAUCUCAAUACUGUCCUACUAGACAGUACUUUCAUGCUUUUAUCAUGGUAUUUACCUAAUAGGUUUGCACAUAUCACCUUCCACUGUAAAUGUUGUCCUGUGUAAUUUGUCAGCUUUCCAAAAAUUCUACUUGUAAUUUAUUUUAUUUUCUAGGUAUCUUCCUUUCCAAAGGUUGUAUAUAGUGAUAUAGCUCACUAUUAUGUUUUUGUUUGUUUGAAUUUUUUUUAUGAAUGACAACAAUGUAGGAAUGUUAAACGUGCUGUUGACCUUGAACUAUACAGUAUUGUUCUUGUAAAACUGUGACAUUCCAUAGAGCUACUGCCAUCCUCUGUUUUUGAUGUCAUUAUAUUUAAGCUGUUCAAAAUGCUGUCCACGGUUUUUCAUUGCCUCCAUCUGUUAUUAUAAUUUCAUAAUUAGAACGUGGAUCUAUAUUACUAUAAUAAGCAUUGCACUACAAGUGAUGUGAGUUAUGCAUUUAUGCAUGGAAAUAAAUAGACAUUUAGAUGCCUACAUAAAAGAUCUUAUCAUGGCAGUAGCACAUCAAAUAAAAGCAUGCUGAGUAUUUGGACACUGUUGGGACUAUGUUAUACCAGCAAGUUUGCAGUAGUGCCACUUUUCUGUCAAUAUAUUGUUAUAUUUAACCAUGAUCAUGCUCUUUUGUUCCAAAGGAUGGACUUGGCACAAAUGUCCAGCUAAAAUAUGCAUUUUUUUGCUGGUAAUCUAUAAAAUAAAUAUGGUUGUAAUAUAUGGUUUGGAUACUGUUUUGAGGAUCCUCUUUUUGAGGAAAUGACUACAAUUUAAAUGGUACAGAUAUGUAAAUUUUAUAAGGCUGAGUCUAGUUAGCCACUAAUCCCUAUGUGGUUUAUUUUAAGUAAUUUUCUCUGUUGCUUACCUAGAGCUAUGCACACCAAAUCGCUGAGAUGUUUAAGUAUAUUAAUAAUAAGACAAUAUUCUAAAUGAUUGAUCUCUAGAUAAACUGUGAAAUCAAUAUCAUUGCAGCAUGUACUAUUAAAUUCCUUCUGUCUCCUGUCAGGUUGUUAAGUGAUUGACAUUUUGUAGCUAGUUUAAAACAAUUAAAAUUAUAAAUCUGAAA